Triticum turgidum subsp. durum (durum wheat) is the source of this 1377-nucleotide messenger RNA. The record is from the annotation of a GenBank genome assembly. NCBI's taxonomy places the organism in Eukaryota, Viridiplantae, Streptophyta, Magnoliopsida, Poales, Poaceae.
AUGCGAACACGCAUCCCUGCAAAAAAAGAGUCGGCCGUUCUGCUCCCGCCACACGCGCGCACGCACACACACAUGCCGCUCCUCCACCCCUCGCUUCCGCCGCACCGCCUCCUCGUCGUCCGGCAGUGCAGGCUCAUCGCCCCGCCGGUGCAUCCUCCCUCCCGCCUCUCCGUAAGGGCGGCGGCGGCGGCACCGGUCGCGCAUGAGGUGUGCGCGCUACCCUUCCCGCCGGACCGCGCCUCCCACCACCGCGAGCUCGCCGCGGCCGUCGCCUCCGUCGAGCGCGCCUGCCGCCUCUGCGUGGAUGUGAGGGCAUCAAUGCUUGUAGGUGACGAGAAGAUUCUUGAAAAGAACGAUCAAACUCAUGUGACAAUUGCAGAUUUUGGAGUUCAGGCCCUUAUCAGCUUUGAGCUACAACAACUGUUCCCAUCGAUACCUCUGGUGGCAGAAGAGGACUCAGCAUUUAUACGGUCCUCUAAUACUGCUGAUAGUAAGAGUAAUACACUUGUUGAGUCCAUUUCAAGUUUUUUCACAAAACAUGUGAAUAACAACGGUCCUCCUUUAACUCAUGAUGAUGUGCUGAGAGCUAUUGACAGAGGAGGCAAGGAUGCUGUCUCCUUUGAUUCAAAUCCUGCUACUUAUUGGCUACUUGACCCGAUUGAUGGUACCAAGGGUUUCUUGAAAGGGGAGGAUUCUUUGUAUGUGGUGGGUUUGGCUCUUGUGGUGGAUGGAAAGUUAGCAGUAGGAGUGAUGGGAUGCCCAAAUUUGACCGAGACUACCGUAGGCGACACGGAAGAUGAAAGUAUUGCGGCUUGUCCUGGCCAUGGCAUCCUUAUGGUGUCUCAUGUAGGCUGUGGUACUUGGUCUAGGCCCAUGUCUGCUGAGAUUGGCCAAUUGACAACGGCACCGGAUGUUUGGAAGAGAUGCUCUGUUGAUCCCUGUUCAGUUGCACAGAUGGCACGCUUCUGCAUUGUUGAUAGCCAUACUUGGGAUAUGAUGCCAUUAUCUGCCCACUUCAGCUCGACAAUGGAUGAAUCUGAGCCGAGAGAUGAGAACAAGAUUCUUCUCCAAAAUUCUUGCGGUGGAAGCUUGUCCAAGUAUCUCUUGGUAGCUUGUGGGAGAAUGUCAGUUUUUAUCCUCCUAGCACGGGCGGAAAAACUACUCAAGGCUUGGGAUCAUGCUGUUGGGGUAAUUUGUGUUGAGGAAGCUGGAGGUCAGACAUGUGAUUGGAGCGGGAAACCAUUGGAUUUUGGAGCUGACCUAACCGGGCAUAGAAUCAUCUAUCCUUCGGGUGGUGUUCUGGCGACAAACGGUGCUCUUCAUGACAAGCUUGUGGAAAUGGUCUCAGCAAAUUACAAAAAUAGCAACGUUGAAUAG